Messenger RNA from Phyllostomus discolor (pale spear-nosed bat), 3316 nucleotides. RefSeq names its product telomere maintenance 2 (gene TELO2). Lineage: Eukaryota; Metazoa; Chordata; Mammalia; Chiroptera; Phyllostomidae. The coding region runs from base 358 to 2841 and encodes 827 amino acids. The record is from RefSeq and is a predicted model, not a curated record. Gene Ontology annotation, biological process: telomere maintenance via telomerase; protein stabilization. The transcript has 21 exons. Gene Ontology annotation, cellular component: cytosol. Gene Ontology annotation, molecular function: Hsp90 protein binding; telomeric repeat DNA binding.
CAGAUGCGGCCGUUCGCUCAGUGCCUCUUCCGGCUCACUGGCUUCUCACCAAGAUCUGUCGGGAUUGGUCAGUGGGGCCCACGGCUCAAAGAAAGUCAGCGGCAACUCUGUCUGGACCCGGGAGCUCGUGCUCCGCGGCCGCACGCUGUGAGCCGGGUGUGGAGCUGAGCCUUGGCGGCCACAGGGAAUUGGCGGCGGGUUCACAGCGACGGAGCGGGGUCCUGGCGGGCUUGCGGCCACUCCCAGGACGGAGAGGUUGCGCACCUCGCCGAGACCCCAGCCUUUCCCGCGGGCGCCGUCCUGCAGUCCCGAGACCCCCUCCCAUCUCCCGGGGUCCCGUCCUAUCACGCCACGAGGAUGGAUCCAGGGCUCUCUUCAGUUCGACUCACCGUCCGGGAGGCUGUUCACACCCUUUCAUCUUCUGAGAAUGGUGGCUACAUCUUCUCCACCCUGCGGUCCCUGAAGCGAUAUCUUGGAGGAACGGAGAGCCCAGCCCUCCCUGAGGAGCGGGAAGAGUUUGCCAGGCUCCACUUUUCUGCCAUUCUCCGAUGUCUUGUUGGCAAGCUGAGCCCUCACUGGCUGGAGCUGCUGCCCAAUGGCCAGUUGGAGGAGUUGUGGGCCAGCUUCUUCCUGGAGGGCCCCGCUGACCAAGCCUUCCUGGUGCUGAUGGAGGCUCUUGAGGGCGCUGCUGGUCCCAGUUUCCGUCUGAUGAAGAUGGCGCGGCUGCUGGCCCAGUUCCUGAGCGAGGGCAGGAUGGCUGCUGUCCUGGAGGGGCAGUGUCGGCAGUGCCAGCAGACGGACCUGGCCUUUCCUCUGCUCCAGGAGACACUCCUAAUCAAGGUGGUGGGCUUGCCCGACCGCCUGGGCAACUGUCUGCAACAUGAGAACCUGGCUGAGUUCUUCCCUCAGAACUACUUUCCUCUGCUUGGGGAGGAGGCCAUGCGGGUGCUGCAGGCGGUCGUGGACUCUCUACGAGGCGGCUCGGACUGUUCUGUCUCCUUCGUGUCUCAGGUUCUCGGGAAAGCCUGUGUCUACGGGAGGCAGAAGGAGAUCCUGGGUGUGCUGGUGCCCAGGCUGACGGCACUCACCCAGGGCAGCUGCCUCUGGCAACGGGUCUGCUGGCGCCUGGUGGAAUGCGUGCCUGACCGGGCCUUAGAGGCUGUGCUGACAGGGCUUGUAGAGGCUGUCCCUGGGCCUGAAGUUCUCUCUCGACUACUGGGGAACCUGGUGAUGAAGAGUAAGAAGGCCCAGUUUGUGAUGACCCAAAAGCUUCUGUUCCUGCAGUACAGAUACACGACGCCUAUGCUGCAGAGCCUGCUGGGGUACCUGGCCCUGGACAGCCAACGGCGCCCGCUCCUUGUAAAGGUCCUAAAGGAGCUCCUGGAGAUGUGGGGUAGCAGCAGCGCCAUCCGCCACACCCCCCUGCCACAGCAGCACUACGUCAGCAAGGCCAUCCUCAUCUGCCUGAUGCACCUGAGGGACACGGAACUCCAGGACAGCCGAGACGAGUUGCUGGCCAGUCUAAUGGCAGGAGUGCGGUGCCACCUGGACAGCAAUCUGCCUGCUGUGCGCCGCCUGGGCAUGGUUGUGGCUGAGGUGGUUAGUGCCCGGAUCCACCCUGAAGGCCCUGCCCUAAAGUUCCAGUAUGAAGAGGAUGAACUGAGCUGCGAGAUGCGGGCCUUGGCCACCCCCCAACCUGCUGCUGACAGCCCCUUGGAGGCAGGCCCGUCUGUUGCUGCAGUUGCUGCAGAGACCCCUGACAAACAGACUCUAGACAGCGGCGUCCCCCCGGUCCGGCCAGAGGGCUCUGACUCUGAGCUUGACAGCGAUGAUGAGUUUGUCCCCUACGACAUGUCGGGGGACCAAGAGCUGAAGAGCAGCAAGGCACCCAAAUAUGUCCGGGACUGCAUUGAAGCCCUGACAACGUCAGAGGACUGGGAGUACUGGGAGGCGGCCCUGCGGGCCCUGGAGGGGCUGGUCUUCAGGAGUCGGGCUGCCACUCGGGAGGUGAGCGUGGAGCUGGCCAAGGUUCUCUUGCACCUGGAGGAGAAGACGAGUGUGGCGGGAUUCGAGGGGCUGCGCCAGAGAGCCCUAGUGGCUGUCAUAGUCACAGACCCAGCCCGGGUGGCGGAGUAUCUGACCUCACAGUUCUACGCUCUCAACUACAGCCUUAGGCAGCGCAUGGACAUCCUGGACGUCCUGACUCUGGCAGCCCAGGAGCUGUCUCGGCCUGGGCGCCUCGGACAGGCCCCGCAGUGUGGCUCCCUGGGCCCCACCUGCCAGCCCGGCUCUGCCGUGGCUCCCACCUGGCGCGCAGUGGUGGAUGAGAGGGUCAGAAGGAAGACCCGGCGCUUCUCGAAGGGCUCUCCCAGGCAGGCACCGGCUGGCAGCCCCAACGAAUUCAACUCAGUGGCUGGCUACUUCUUCUUCCCCCUCAUUCAGGGUUUUGACAGGCCGCUGGUGACCUUUGACCUUUUGGGAGAUGACCAAUUGGUUCUUGGAAGACUGGCCCACACCUUAGGGGUUCUGAUGUACCUGGCUGUGAAUACCACGGUGGCUGUGUCAAUGGGCAAGGCUCUGCUGGAGUUCGUGUGGGCCCUUCGCCUCCACGGUGACACCUACGUGCGCCGGGGCUUGCUGUUCGCCGUCUCCUCCGUUCUGCUCAGCGUUCCAGCUGAGCGGCUGUUGGCAGACCUGCCCGACGAGCUGCUGGAGGCCCGGUCUUGGUUGGCAGAUGAGGCCGAGAAGGACCCAGAUGAGGACUGCAGGGUGCUAGCUGUGAAGGCCCUGCUGCUUCUGGAGAAACUCAAAGACAAGCUCCUUCCACUGCCUUCUCCUUAGUCCCUGGCUACCGUUCCUGCUGGAGGAAGGGAAAGCGGGAGGGCCAAGCCCAAGGCCUGAGGAGCCAGGCCGACCCACAGGCUUGUGGUGCAGCUACCUGCGGGGAGGGCCACGCACCCAGUACUGAGCGAGCGAGCAGGAAGGCACGCUAUACUGCUGCCCAUAGCGCAGGAAGUCUGAGUGCUCAGCCGAGGGCCUCUGGGUGCUGCCCCCAACAACAGGGCACCCUGAACACUGGGGUGGGGGUUCCGAGGAGGGACUCAGGACAGGCUCUGUGGGCAGCUGUGUGGGGGAGGGGAGGGCGCUGCUGCUCAGGGCCCGGAUGUGCCCCAGUGGGAGCUGCCAAGACGGGCAGAGCAGCGGGCUGCCGGGCCCCUGUGGGCCUAGCGUUGUGUCCUCAACCCCUUUCCUCACCUAAGGCAAUGUUACAAACAAAGAACACAGUAAGAAUAAAAAGGAGCUGCAGGUGCUCAAA